ACCACUGGUAGGAGCUCUGGGAAUAGGCUCACAGAUAUUGAGCAGGUACAUUGUUCAUCUUGUUGGCCUGUCCAUUGCUAAGACAGUACCUGACGUUUACGCUGCCAACCAAGAGGAGAGACAUAUUAGCCAGGAUAUGGUGAACAUCUGUCCUCUACCUGCUAAAUUUGUCAUCAGUGGAGAAUUAUUAGGUGACUUUGUGGUGAAGUUUAUGCUUCACCUUCACCCAAUGAACAGACUCGGCUCCAAGCAGCUCAGCCAACAGGCUCUCCUCUUACUGGUGGUUAAAAUGGCCUCAGUAGUAUUUAAUGUCUUGAGGAAGAUCCCGGGUGUUUCUGUGGAUGAACAGCUGUGUGCCCCCAUCUGCAACAUGAGACAGACGGUAUUCCACAUGCAAAGUGCCUUGGUCCAUAAGUUUGGCACAACAAUCCAAAUCAAGCAUAUGGUGGCUAAUAAGGAUCCGCUAGUCAUUUCCACAAUACCCCAGGCUAUAUGUGAGGGAAUCUUGACUGUAUACAAGGGCAUCUCUGUAACUCAUCCACUUCAAGUCACUGGCCCACAUCGUCCAAUAGCCAAGAGCUAUGAAAAGGCUAUGGAGACAAAGUUGUUUGCAGUAACUUUACCCGAGGCCCUGAAAAAGACCAUCUACCAUCAUUAUGGGUCCCGGGUCGGGAAACUGCCACUUUUUCAGAAAGCAUUUCCACCUCUGACUAGCCAUGACAAGUUUGAAUACAUCCGGCAUGUUACUCCGCCUCUCUCCUCCAAAAGAGACACAAUCUGGGUCCAUCCUAAAUACUUCUUUGGGGAUGACGAUGAAGAGGAAGAGUCAUCAUAUAACAAAGUGCCUAACAACCCUCUGGCUCUAAAUGUCAGCAAGGCUGCUUUUUUAAACCAGUUUCCACUGACUGACAUAUUCCAGUCAAACACAACAGACUUCAUUGACCGUAAAACAACCCCUAGGUAUGUGCCAGUCAUGGUCAAUGUGCAAACAGGUGACUCUGUGGUGGCUAGUAGUAACCCAUUUGAUGUGGAAACACAACAGGAUGAAGCAUCAACUGGGCCUAAGCCUGACCCCAAACCAGUAAAACCCCAGAGAAAGAAUUCGGAGAAGAUCAAAUCAUACAUCAAAUCAGGACAGUAUUUGAAAGACAAACGUCUUUAUGAACAGGCCUUAUAUCGCUACAGUGGACAGGCUGUAAGAGACCAGGCUCUGAGAGAGGCAGAGAGAAACAAACCCAAGAUUAUUAUUGUUCCUCUGGUUCUAGUCUGGAACGUCUUUAAUUACGCAUUCUUGACCACGCGAUAUGUGCCGUAUGACAGUGGUCUUUGUAAUGAUAUGGUUGAUCACAUCCACAUCAAGAUUCAGAAGGAGGCACUUAAGUACAAGGACCACAGAGUGUUCAAAUCCACUCUGAAGAAUCUUGAAGAGGAUCCAUUGAUGAUGAGCACCUUUGUCUUAAACUGCUGUCAGUCAUUUGUAAUUAAAUACUGGAACAUCGUCCAGGACCAUAUACGAUCGAAAGAACAGCUGCACCCAGACAAACUGUCUCUGCUGGUUUGUGACCUCAUGGUGGGGGAGAUUAUGACUCAUCUGAGGCCUACCUUGACUUUCUCCAAAGACACUAAAGAUGGGGACAACCGGCCGUACUGCAUUAAUGUCCCGGUCAAAAGAGAUACCAGCUCUCCAGAUGAUGCAGACAAGACCAAGCUGGAGCUUCGCAUUGAGAAAGCUAGGGCUGACCAAAUGAAGGAACUUCUCGUCCCAUCGUUUGUUGACAGGAACCCAAAGACCACUCAUGGGCGGCUUGGAUGGAAAUGAUGGAGGAGUAUGAGCAGUUUCAUAAGAAGAAAUCCUGUUGGGACUGGUUCUGUGGACUGUUUGGCCGGAAGAAAAAGACCACGUUUGAAAAAAGAGUGGAAGAUUUCGAAAAAUACUGUCGCAGGAGCAAUUAGAGUCCGACACACAAACAAACCAAAUGAAUUGAUUCACACACAUUCGACUUCCUCUGACAUCAAACAUACAAACCAAAAUGAUGUAUAUACAGUAUUUACAGUUUACAGUUAUUUACAGUUCAGCCUACCUCCAAACACACACAAACUAAAUGAA
Esox lucius (northern pike) is the source of this 2107-nucleotide messenger RNA. RefSeq lists its product as uncharacterized. Lineage: Eukaryota; Metazoa; Chordata; Actinopteri; Esociformes; Esocidae. Bases 137 to 1819 code for a protein of 560 amino acids. The record is from RefSeq and is a predicted model, not a curated record. The transcript has 3 exons.